AUGCCGUCUCUCUCUUUCCGCCGUCGCAAGCCUGCGGCACAACCGUCAGACUCAGACUCAGAGUCGCCAGAACCACCACGGCCCCACCUCCUCACGCUCCCCGGUGAGAUCCGGAAUCAGAUCUACGCAUACACGAUCCUCACACGGCGAGUCGUCCCGGUCACCUCACGCGACCGUCUGCGACAGAGACUCGAAAAAUCCACCCCGCUAUCCUGUCUCCUGCCGCUGCUGUUGACCAAUUCCCAAGUCCACCGCGACGCCGCCUCGUUGUUUUACUCACAAACUCGCUUUGUCGUGCUCCCCGAGCAUUUACCGCCGCUGAGCACCCAGGCGAAUCUGCUGUUCCGUGGGUUUUUGGAUGUCAUUGGCCCGCGCAAUGCAGCGUGUGUGCGGUAUCUACAGGGCGUACCGUUUCCCCUGAAUGGGAGCGCGCUCAUGGAAAGGCGACACACCCCACACCUCACCACCACCCUCCGCUCAUCCCGCGCAGCCUUCCUCCCGGCCCUCGCCCAGGCCUGCCCCAACCUGAUCUCGCUCUCCUUCGACCUGCGCUGGAACAACAUGUGGAUCCGGGUACUGACCCCUUACCCACGCACCCUACGCGCCAUCUGCGCGCCCAUCGACACCCAGCUGCGGCAGGCUUUUCCCGGCCUGCGCCGCAUCCGGUUUGAGCUGACCGGGCAGGAGUCGAUGUGGCAGAACCACGGGGAGAGGAGGGGUUGGAAUCGGCCUCAGCCUGUUACGGCGAGGGAGUGGGCAUGGGUGCGGCAGGCGCUGGGGAGAGGGCUAGGAUGGGAAGUUGGAGUGGUGGACCACGAUAUAGAGCCUGAUGUAGAAACGGACGAGGAGGAAGAGGGAGAGGAAAGGUCUAUAUACCGCCGGUCGGACGCGGCGAACCACUACUGGAGCCGGGACUUCUCCCAGUCUCGCCCGCACUGGGAAGACCGCAUGCCGCCGGUGUAUGGCCCUGUGCAGGCGGCGUUCACGUCGGAGAUUGAGGAUGCACCGACGCGGGCCAAGUAUAUCAAGGCGAAUAUCACGUAUGCGUUGUUGCGGGUGAGGACGAGGAAGAGGAGGUUGAGAAGGUGGUUGGGGGGGUCGCAGCAGAUUGUUUAG
Messenger RNA from Dichotomopilus funicola, 1116 nucleotides. RefSeq lists its product as uncharacterized. The transcript has 4 exons. The coding region runs from base 1 to 1116 and encodes 371 amino acids. The record is from RefSeq and is a predicted model, not a curated record. Lineage: Eukaryota; Fungi; Ascomycota; Sordariomycetes; Sordariales; Chaetomiaceae.